This is a messenger RNA of Acanthosepion pharaonis, 1038 nucleotides long. Lineage: Eukaryota; Metazoa; Mollusca; Cephalopoda; Sepiida; Sepiidae. The record is from the annotation of a GenBank genome assembly.
AUGUCAGAAGAACUUGGGUACUACAUCUAUCUAUCUAUCUAUUUAUCUAUCUAUCUAUCUAUCUAUCUAUCUAUCUGUUCAUAUGCAUGUAUAUAUCUAUCUAUUCUUCUCUAUCUGUUUAUUCAUAUAUAUCUGUUCAUAUCUAUCUAUUUCUACCUAUCAUUAUCUGUUCAUAUCUAUGUAUCUAUCUAUCUAUCUAUCUAUCUAUCUAUCUAUCUAUCUAUCUAUCUAUCAUUAUCUGUUCAUAUCUAUCUAUCUAUCUAUCUAUCUAUCUAUCUAUCUAUCAUUAUCUGUUCAUAUCUAUCUAUCUAUCUAUCUAUCUAUCUAUCUAUCUAUCGAUUCAUAUGCAUGUAUGCAUGUAUGUAUCUAUCUAUUCUUCUCUAUUUGUCUAUUCAUAUCUAUCUGUUCAUAUCUAUCUAUUUCUACCUAUCAUUAUCUGUUCAUAUAUAUCUAUUUAUUUAUUUAUUCAUAGCUAUCUAUCUAUCUGUCCAUAUUUAUCUAUGUUCAGGUGAUUCUUUCUAUAUAUCUAACUAUCGACUUCUUAGUCUGUUCAUAUCUAUCCAUAUCUAUCUAUCUAUCGAGCUAUCUCUCUGUCUGUUCAUAUAUAUCUAUUCCUAUUCAUAUCUAUCUAUCUAUCUAUCUAUCUAUCUAUCUAUCUAUCUAUCUAUCUAUUCACAGCUAAAGAUUCUCUUCCCACCUUUCUCCGCCAUUUUUCAUUCUUUUAUUUCUUUCUUGCCUCUAUCAGACCGCUUUCCCAACAUCUCUCCUCCCCGGAUAUCGUUUUUUUCUUUUUUUGUCUCCCAUUUUCCUUUCCUUGUGAUAUUCGUUUCUUUUUCCAUUUUCUUUUUCCUUUCCUUGGUCUUAUUUUCUUCGUCGUUCUUUGCUUUUGACCACCUCUAUAUCGUCUUCUUCUCCUUUCUCGUUAUAUUUUCUUCUCUUUUCCUUUCUUCUAUCUAUCUAUCUAUCUAUCUAUCUAUCUAUCUAUCUAUCUAUCUAUCUAUCUAUCUAAUUCUCAUAUCUAUCUAUCUAUCUAUCUAA